AUGGCAGACCGCACAGGACGCUGGGGCUCCGAGGGUCAAGGAUCCUCUCGCUCGAGAAGGGAGGAAGAAGAACGCCUCGAACGACAAGCAGCAGCUCGCCAAUCCGACCGGGCAAGGCGGGCCCGUGAUGACGAGACAUUCACGGGAUCUCACAAGGCGGUGCCAGUAGAUCACUACAGCAACUAUGCUAACUCCCGUGAGGAACUCUACCAACAGAACAGACAUAGGACGGAGGAGAUGAAGAGAAAUCCAAGUGUCAAAAGCUAUUGGCCUUCCCAAAACGCAGGAGCUGAGGAGACGUACCUGAAACAAUGGAACAGGGCUGACGUGUAUCGUAGCGACCACUCUAACGAUGAAGCAGGAUAUGCAGCGCACCGAAGAGAGCGACUGGAGUGUUCCGAAGGAAACGCACAGGUGAUGGAACAGAGUCCUGCAUAUGGCAUCAGUGUUCGAGACUUCGCAUAUCCGAAAGAACACUCCUCUUCCAAUAAUUAUCGAGACCCGCGCGAAGCCCUGACUCCGGCCUGUGGGCUUAGUCCUGACGGUUAUUAUUCAAAGUACGACACACCCAGUCCGGAAGGAAAGGGUAAAGGAAAGCGGUGA
Messenger RNA from Exophiala bonariae, 603 nucleotides. RefSeq lists its product as uncharacterized. The record is from RefSeq and is a predicted model, not a curated record. Lineage: Eukaryota; Fungi; Ascomycota; Eurotiomycetes; Chaetothyriales; Herpotrichiellaceae. The transcript has a single exon. Bases 1 to 603 code for a protein of 200 amino acids.